Molecule: messenger RNA, 2210 nt
Organism: Brassica oleracea var. oleracea
Lineage: Eukaryota; Viridiplantae; Streptophyta; Magnoliopsida; Brassicales; Brassicaceae
Product: formin-like protein 13
Exons: 1
Coding region: 49-1770 (573 amino acids)
Source: RefSeq, a predicted model, not a curated record
GAAUCGACAAGCCUCUCUCUUCUCUCUCUCUCCCUCAAUAUUCUGACUAUGGAGAUGAACGGCGAUCAACCGCCGCUGAUCUGGCCGCAGUUCGAAUCUACUGGAUACACUCGCCGACGAUCUCAAAUUCCGACGAUUAUAGUUCCAGCGAUGAUCGGAGUGAUUUCAGCAGCUAUGUUUCUUCUGUUUACGACCUUUGUCGUCCCUCCGUUCCUCUCGGUCACAACCCAGAUUCUUCAGCCAGCUACGGUGAAGAGAGGAUGGGACUCGAUCAACGUGGUUUUAGUAGUUUUCGCGAUUCUCUGCGGCGUACUCGCCAGACGAAACGACGACGGAUCUUCUCCGUCUUCACAUGGCCAAGAAGAAGAAGUAGCAGCUGUCGCAAGCGGCGAAGUGAUCGCCGGUGAAGAGACUACAAUCUCUUCCUCGCCGGCGGUUUCGCACGAGUGGUUUGAUGACGUGUAUGACGCUGAUAGGCUAAAGAUCUACGAGAGCUUUAGUAGCCGGAGUUUCUCGCAUAGUUUACCGGUUACCGGAACCGUACCGUUGAGGCGUAGCAGUACGUCGUAUCCUGACCUGAGAAACGGAGUUCUCAGAAGAAGUGAUGACCGACCGUUCCGGUUCUACGAUGAUUUCGAAAUCGACAAGUACCGAUCGCAUUCAACGGUGGUGAUUGACGAACAACCUCAGAGUCGCUUUAAAACUGAAAUACAAGAAUCUGAGCCUAAGGAGAUUCAUGUUGAUAAGUUCGUGGUAAGACCGUCUUCUCCGCCGCAACAACCACCGGAACCACCACCUAAUCCUCCACCUCCGGCUGAAGUUGUGCAGAAACCGAGAAGGACUCAUCGUUCCGUCAGAAACAGAGAUACGCACGAAAAGCCAAGACGCAGUGACACUACUUCUGAUUCAAGAUUUAAACGAACGUUACGGCCUCCGCCGUCACCACCUCCGCCUCCACCUCCUCCACCGCCUCCGCUUGUAACCGCCACGCCACCGAGGACUCUUCAGCGGAGAAAAAGCAAUGCGGCGAAAGAGAUUAAAAUGGUGUUUGCUUCACUGUAUAACCAAGGAAAGAGGAAGAAGAAGCUUCAGAAACAUAAGAGAAAAGAAGGAACUGAAUCUCCGGUGGUGGUGGAGGCGGAACCACCGCAAUACCGAUCGUCAAUUCCGCCACCGUCUCCGCCUCCACCUCCACCACCUCCUCCGCCACGAUCGUCACAGUCAGUGUUUUACGGAUUGUUCAAGAAGGGAGUUAAGAGCAAAAAGAUUCACUCCAUCCCGGCGCCGCCGCCACCUCCGCCGCCGAGGAUGACAAAGUUGGCUCCUCAGACACCACCGCGGAGAGUGAAAUCCGGUAGACCUCCGCGUCCGACGAAACCGACAAGUUUCAACGAAGAGAGCUACCAAGGAUCUCCGUUAAUCCAAACCACGCCACCUCCACCUCCGCCGCCUCCUUUCCGCGUUCCGCCGCUAAAAUUCGUGGUGAGUGGUGAUUUCGCGAAGAUACGGAGCAAUCAGAGCUCAAGAUGUAGCUCCCCUGAGCGAGAAGUGAUUGAUGUUGGCUGGGGUCUAGAACUCACACAAUCUGAGGGCGGAGAGGAAAACAACGCCGCCGUAAAUAGUGGUGGUGCCGCCGGGACGGGGUUCUGUCCAAGCCCGGACGUUAACACGAAAGCCGACAACUUCAUCGCCAGGCUAAGAGACGAGUGGAGGCUUGAUAAGAUGAACUCUGUGUCUGUCAAGGGGAAAAGGAACAUGAGCUCUGUGUAAGGACCAUAAUGAAACGACGUGGUUUUCUCUUCUUCAGAGUUUGCCUGCCCUGCAAGCAACGCACAAGUACACGAUCAUUCAACAAAACAUCUUCAAGCAAAGUAAAUGGUUAAAGAGAUAUGGCAAUGGCAGAGACAAUCAUCACUCGGGUAAUGUUAGUUUUACCGGUAAAGUAUAUAGCCUACAACCGGGUGGUAUUUUUGAGUUUAACCGAUGGUGGGCCUUUUGUAACGGUGUGUUUGAUUUUAAAUGUCGGUUUGGAGUUUCCGAUAAAAAAUUAGAGAUAACUUGGUGGUGUAAGAAAUGUUUGGUAGUUGUUAUGAUGUAUGUAUGUCCCAGUGAUUUGGAUAUAUAGUUGUGGGCUCUUAGUAUUUUUGGGCCUGCCUCUUGUGACUUUUUCCCCGUUUACAUUGAAAAGGCGUUUUUGAGUAUUGCUUUAA